Aspergillus versicolor CBS 583.65 is the source of this 587-nucleotide messenger RNA. RefSeq lists its product as uncharacterized. Bases 70 to 462 code for a protein of 130 amino acids. NCBI's taxonomy places the organism in Eukaryota, Fungi, Ascomycota, Eurotiomycetes, Eurotiales, Aspergillaceae. The record is from RefSeq and is a predicted model, not a curated record. The transcript has 2 exons.
AGUGGGCCCAUGUCAAGGUAAACAACCUUGAGGAAACUAUCACCUCUGCAUAUCCUUGCACUCGUCAAAAUGGCACCUUUCAGCCCAGUAUUGUUCUGCGACCUUGAGCAAAACGCCCGUGAGGUCUUUGUCAGUCCGUUUUUAUGGACCUCCCAUCACUUCGAUAUUCUAGGGUGCCGAUUUGAAGAUGUCGGGAUUCCCACUUCCAGCAUAGAGCUCACACAAAGCAAAUGCAACACAGAAGAAAACAUCAAAAUCCGCAAAGAACGAGAACUGGACACACAAAAGCUAGCAGAGAAAAGCCAGUGGCGCAGUAAGCCACGACUGUCUUCGCUCUAUCCUUUUGGCAUAGGAUCCGGGUUCUUCUUCGCUGGUAUUCGAGCCCAUAGGCCAUAUUCCACAGUGUUUUAUCGCCAUGGCGACCCCAAAAACAUAUCUGUGAAGGCUCACCUCUUUUGGUGACGCAUUUGUUCGAACGGGUAUAUUUAUCUAUACGACACCGAAAUUACUGCCGAACUUCUCGGCGCUCUCGCCAAGCCAAAGUCUGCUAUAAAACCUGUUAUUAGGUGAAUAAAGAUCCCAUACAA